Molecule: messenger RNA, 988 nt
Organism: Pelagomonas calceolata
Lineage: Eukaryota; Pelagophyceae; Pelagomonadales; Pelagomonadaceae
Source: the annotation of a GenBank genome assembly
GCUACAACGACGCGCACAGCUCUCUAAGAUACGUUUGGCCGAGCCCACCAUAGCGGUAAAACGCGCAGUGGUCGCAAAAAGCUCGUCGCAAUGGCUCCAGCACGCACAGCACAGCCUGCUCUCACUGCAGCCCUGCUACUCGCAGCCGUCCGCGGCUUCACGACGUUCCGUCCGCUGCGGCAGCACAGCAUUGUGCAGAGGCUACGGCAGCGACCAAGCAUCGGCGUCAAAACCGCACGACCGCGCACCGUCGUGGCCAGCGGCGCAAUCGACCUCGCCGCGAACGCGACGAAGGGCCUGGUCGAGGGCGUCGUGCGCACGGUGACGGACAACGACGAGUAUCAGUUCGGAGACCUGACGAAGGGCGUCGUCCGCGACUUGACUGGGAAGGACGCCAGUGAGUACAAAUUCGGCGACAUCACGAAGAAGGCCGUCACGAAUUUCACGGGCAAAGAAGAUUAUGAAUUCGGCGACAUCUCGCGCAAGGUCCUCGCCGACGCCGAGAGCUCGCUGGAGGCGCUGCGCGACGAGUAUUUCCGCGACCUGCCGAAUGAAUUGCAGCGACUCAUCCUAGGCGGCCUGCCGAAGGAACAACGCGAGGCUCUCAUUUCGGCGAUCACGUCCUAUGGCUCGAUGGCGGUGCUCGUCUGGUCGUUGGUCUCAACCACCUGCACCGCAGGCCUCGUGUUUACCGCGUGGACGCGCGCGUGUCUGCGCGCGGCACCCGAUCGCUGGGCGAGCGCCAUCGCCACGAUCCCGACGCUCCGCCUGCUCGAGCCCGCACUGCUCCCGGUCAAAGCCCUACUGUUCGUGCUCAGUAUCAAUCGGUACCAACGGACGGCCCUCUCUGUCCAGCGACGGCUCCCGCAGCGGUGGUACCCGCAGUUCGUCUCCGUGAUCGCGGUCUUCCUCGCGGGGACGGCGUCCGUGGCGCUCGCGACGGGCGCGUGUAUGCUUGGGGUCGGGGCCGUUCUCUAACGAAGCGUGU